Mytilus californianus (California mussel) is the source of this 1115-nucleotide messenger RNA. RefSeq names its product acid-sensing ion channel 1A-like. NCBI's taxonomy places the organism in Eukaryota, Metazoa, Mollusca, Bivalvia, Mytilida, Mytilidae. The record is from RefSeq and is a predicted model, not a curated record. Gene Ontology annotation, biological process: sodium ion transmembrane transport. Bases 1 to 825 code for a protein of 274 amino acids. The transcript is spliced from 6 exons. Gene Ontology annotation, cellular component: membrane. Gene Ontology annotation, molecular function: ligand-gated sodium channel activity.
AUGUGUGAGUUGUUCGAAGCCUUUACAUGGAGUGAAUAUGAGUCAGAUUUAGCAAAAAUAGAGGAAAAUGAAGUAGAUGGUUAUUUAACAGUUGAUAAGAUGGAAGACGAAAAGGAUGAAGAGUGGGAAGUAAUAGAUGAAUGCGUAGGUGAUGAAGGUGAUAAUGUAAGCAGUACAAAAGAUGACACAGGUACCAAUAUUAUUUUUGAGUAUUUGCCGAUGCCCUAUGAAGCAAUGGGGAAUAUGUUUUGCAGAGAUCGCACGAAAGACGACGGUUCUGAAUACUAUAGAAGCUCUUGUUACAAGGAUUGUUUAUCAACUUUUCUUUUAGACAGAUGUAAUUGUCUCCCUUACACACAUAACAAUACAUAUUACUGCUCUAAGUUUAAAGUGGCUAGCUGUAUUAUGAAAGCAAUAGGAGACUACUACAACCAAACAAAGCUAGUUGAUAAGUGUGAUUGUCCAUUGCCGUGUAAAUAUACACAUUAUGAUGUGUCAUUGACGUCAUCACUAUUUCCAUCGGAUUUCUACAGUAAAAAGAUAUUUGAUGUCAUUGGAGUAGUAGAUUUGGAUUACUACAGAAAAAACUACAUUGCCCUCCAUAUUUAUUUUGACCAGCUCUCUACAACGAUUUCAAAGCAGGUACCAAAAUAUGCCUCUGCUGGAGAUAUAUUUGCUAUCCUUGGUGGACAGAUGGGAUUGUUUCUUGGCGCCAGCAUUGUUACUCUCACAGAACUUUGCGAGUUCCUGGUAUUUGCUCUCUGGACGUUAGUUUACAACCUAAGAAACAGGGAAAACAGAGUAGAGAAAAUAGCAAUUAAAUAAUGAAGAAAAGAAGAUUGUUCCAAGUGCAAAUAUCAACAGUUUGAUUUGCAGUCAACUGUUUACUACACGAAAGGUGAAAAAAACAAGUGCCGAUUAUACUCUCGCAUACAUUAUAUGAAUGAUGUAUAAUCAAUAGUUAGUUCUUUUCAUUUAAUCUUUGGGUUUUUUUUUCAGGAAAGCUGAACGAAAUUUCCCGAAUUGACCGUUUCUGUUAGAAAUUCAGACAAGAAUUAUAAAGUUUAAACAAAAGCACGGCCAUUUAUAUCAAAAACAUCAUAUUCCCUUCUUUU